Molecule: messenger RNA, 708 nt
Organism: Orbilia oligospora ATCC 24927
Lineage: Eukaryota; Fungi; Ascomycota; Orbiliomycetes; Orbiliales; Orbiliaceae
Exons: 2
Coding region: 1-708 (235 amino acids)
Source: RefSeq, a predicted model, not a curated record
AUGCUAAAUGAGAGGGAGUUCAUGGGAUGGGCAGGAAUGCCAGGCAGUGGUAUGCUGCCCUGGCAUCGAGGCAAAAAUGCCAGGCAGUGGUAUACUGCCAUGGCACGAGCUAAACUCAUUCGCCUCGUUUUAGCUAGGUUGCUUCUUGUGCCAACGGAGCCGUGUACCGCGAUUGACCUCUUCAACGAGGGACGGGGAGAACCAAAAUUGGGAGGAAAGGUAGUUUCGGCUGUCUACUGCCAUUACCCUACUGUUAGAGACAACCCAAACAGCUACGGAAGCUUCCAGGAGACGCUCUUCUCCAUCCACCCGGAGGUGGCUCUUGCUAUUGCUGCUUCUCGAAGGAAGAUCCAAUGGAGUUUGACGUCGUCUGUGCUCAUAGCAACCUCAAGUAAGCUCUGCUUGUCGUGUCAUGAAUGGUUGAAGGGAUUCGAGGCUGAGGAAGGGAUAAAGAUACGCGUCGGUCCUUGGGGAGGUGAGAGGAAAGCUGGAUGGACUGUACCUGGUGCUUGUUGGGGGUUGGAGGUUCCAGUAGAAGUCUCCAACACGCGUGCCAGGAACCUCUUGGAGGAUAAGGCGGGGAGAGUGGCUAGAAGGUGGAAGGAUGGGGCACUCGACAGCUUGUCGUCAACAGAGAGGUAUGAACUUCGCCAAGCUCAACAGGAUGCGAGGAGAAAGAGGUUUGGUGUGCCGCGGGUGGUUAGGUAG